This is a messenger RNA of Nicrophorus vespilloides, 1286 nucleotides long. RefSeq names its product pickpocket protein 28-like. The record is from RefSeq and is a predicted model, not a curated record. The transcript has 8 exons. Gene Ontology annotation, molecular function: ligand-gated sodium channel activity. Bases 3 to 1286 code for a protein of 427 amino acids. Gene Ontology annotation, cellular component: membrane. Gene Ontology annotation, biological process: sodium ion transmembrane transport. Lineage: Eukaryota; Metazoa; Arthropoda; Insecta; Coleoptera; Silphidae.
CCAUGGCUCAUGGUUUCGUGCAGGUGGUGAGGAGGGAUAGGACGCCUUUUGAAAGAUUUUUCUGGAUUCUGGUAAUUGUAGCAGCUUGUGUCCCAUGCAUUUUGUUUGCUGGCGUCGCAUGGACGCAUUUUUGGCACCAUCCGACUGUCAUAACUUUGGAACGGGACCACUGGAAUUGGGUAACGGCUUUCCCUUCCAUAACGGCGUGUCCGGUCAGCUUCAAAAUGGAUACACUAGCUGAGAUAGCCGAAAACAAGACUGUUCCAACGGCGAAAUUGGAACUGUUCAGUGAAUUCUUACAAGAUCUUUUUUACGGCAAUUACUCAACUUAUGGGAACUUGGAGAAGUAUAAGGAAGAUUUCGAUGAUAUCCCACCUGAGAUGUAUAUAGAUUUGAAUUACCAGUUGUGUUAUCUCGGCGACACCGAACAAGAGUUUAUAUCCUUUGAUAGGAAUAUGACAAAGAUUAUGACGGAGUACGGGUUUUGUUACAACUACAAUUCCGAGAUUGCUCCAUAUUUCUCGUACGAGUAUUGGAAGCAUAAUCAUUUGCACAAGUUGCCGACUGCUCGUAUUGAUUACAUAACACCUGCAUUGGAAUCUCCAAUGUUUAAAUUGAAUUCGAUCGACGCCAACGUAAUGUUUUUUAUGCACGGAAAAAACGAGCUUAUCGAUCUGAUGUCAAAGCGUUUCCUGGUUGAAGGCAUGAAAUUCACCGUGCUCGAGGUGAACUCGCAAAGCACGUGGUCGCCGAAAAGCAUGAGGAAUCUGCACAUCUCUCAAAGGCAUUGCCGAUUCAUCGACGAAAGCAACCUGAAGUACAGUCCGGUUUACAGCACGAAGCUGUGCAAGAUCGAGUGUCGCAUAGAGAUGGCUUUGAGGCUGUGCAAAUGCCUGCCAUUCUACUACAGGAAUUUGCAUGGUAGCAAGAUCUGCGGGAUAGACGGGAUGAUGUGCCUGUCGCAGCACGACGACCAAAUGAUCCGGCUACGUGACGGAGACGGGAAUAAUCUGUGCCAAUGCGAACCGAAUUGCAACGAGGACAUCGUGACUGUCUUAGCGGGCGAUAGCAAAGACUGGAUCUUCGGAUGCGUCGCCCAAAUAAUCUAUAUCUUCAACAUUCCGGUCAGAUACAGAAGAUCGAUUAUUUACUCGCUCACAGAUUUAUUGGUUCAGAUUGGAGGAAUAACGGGUCUGUGCUUCGGGCUGAGCGUUUUAAGCGUAAUGGAGGUAAUAUACUUUUUAACGCUCCGCUUUUAUUGGGCCGUAAUAAGAGAUAGGUCCUAG